UAUAAAUAUAUCUUGAUUAAAAGGGAACUUUGAAUUAGCAUACCUCCCUUGCCAUGUACCUUGCAUAUGUUUUUCCCCUUUUGUUAUACAUACACACAUGAUCAUAAGUAAAUAUUGUGCGUGGAUUUCCUUAUCGAACACGGCGGUUCGAAACGGUCGUGUUUUGAACAGUCGUAAAAACAGUCGUGCUCCAAUUUGACACGUCAAAUUGUCAAAAAUGACAACUGAUCUCUCUCUCGCCGCAAGAAAACAUUUGUUAUUCAUUGAUUGAAUUAAUUUUCGUAUUUGAGGUUUUUCGUUCUUGAAAUUGAUCAGAUUGAGAAUUUUCAACGAAAUUCAAGUGAAUAUUUACAUAUUGCCGAAAUGCAGAAUUCGAUUCUUCAAAAUGUGCAGCAUCGUCGGGCGAGCAGCAACACACAGUACCAUUGUUUGUACGGAUACUAUUUUCUUGGAUUUUCACGGGCACAACUAGCAAAGAUCUACUCAAAAUCUAAAUCAACUAUCAGCUCCUGGAUCAUCAACUAUGAACGAGACGGUAUACUAAAUGCUAAUAAACGGAGGACCACAUUCAGGAAAUUCGACAUGGACAAACAAAAGUGGCUAGUGAAUCUGUAUAAGAAAAAUCCUAUCCUGUAUCUUGACGAAGCCCGGAAGCAAUUUGCUAUUCACUUCGGAACAUCCAUAAGUGCCUCGACGAUUUGCAAAAUUUUGCAUGCUCACGGACUAUCUUGGAAGACGCUGGAAAGGAGAGCCAUCCAAAUACGCCAAGCAGACAUCGAUCGAUAUACCCAAGAAUUGAGCUGUUUUCAAUGGGAUUUGCAUCAACUGCUGUUUCUCGAUGAAGUUGCUUUCGCAAACGGUCGACUGUUGCGCAAUAAAGGUUACGGAGUAGUCGGAAGAAAACUAGUGUACAAGGGAGAAUUCUGCAGGAGACCCCGGGUAUCUUGCCUUUGUUUUUUGGGACAAAACGGGAUAGUCGAGUCUUUUGAAACCGAAGGAACAUUUACGCGGCAAAAGUUCUUCGAUUGUUGCCGAAAAAUGGUUUUUUCAAACGAUCGCGUUAGAACAUAUCCAGGUAGAUUUUCAGUUUGGGUGAUGGACGGAGCUCGAAUCCACUGUGAUUCUAAUAUCAUACAGUAUUUACGCUCUUUGGGGAUAAUUCCACUUUUCCUCCCAGCAUAUUGCCCGUUUUUCAACCCAAUUGAGGUGGUUUUUGGAUUGGUAAAAAAAUAUUUGAGACGAAACUACACAGAAGGAUGCAAAACACCAUUGUCAAAUGUUGUUCAAGGUGCACUAACUAAAUUCACAUCAUAUGAUUGCUCCAAACUUUUUCAAAAAUGUGGAUAUCUUCCGGGAGGAAAAUUUGACCCAUCAAUAAGCGAACAAUAAAGU
Molecule: messenger RNA, 1392 nt
Organism: Aedes albopictus (Asian tiger mosquito)
Lineage: Eukaryota; Metazoa; Arthropoda; Insecta; Diptera; Culicidae
Exons: 1
Coding region: 364-1389 (341 amino acids)
Molecular function (GO): nucleic acid binding
Source: RefSeq, a predicted model, not a curated record